AUGUCGAAUUUGAGGUUAGAUAAAAAAGUUAGGUCAGUUGCAUAUAUUGUUAUCUCUUACACAGCACAGUCUGAUAAAAUAAAUCUGGACAUCCAAAGGGUUGUUGGGUAUCGCCAAUGGUGUAAUAAACUUUGGAAUGCUGUGCGAUUUGCCAUGAGCAAACUUGGAGAUAAUUACACCCCUCCAACAAAUGUGGUUCCAGAUAUCAUGCCAUUUAACUGCCAGUGGAUUCUCUCCGUGUUGAACAAGGCCAUAUCAAAAACUGUGACAUCACUGGACUCGUAUGAAUUUUCUGACGCUGCUACUGUAGUAUAUUCAUGGUGGCAGUUCCAGUUGUGUGAUGUGUUUAUUGAAGCCGUCAAGCCCUACUUUGCCAGUGAUGCUCAAGCAUUUGCUUCUGAAAGGAGUUAUGCACAAGACACCUUGUCGUGCUGGACAAAUGAGAAAGUAGAGUAUGAGAUGGAUAUGAUUGAGUCAGCCGUGAAAUCACUCAGGUCACUCAGGGCGUUGAUGCCUGCAAAAGAAAGGCAUGAAAGGUACAGCAAUAGGUACAAUUUUAUUAUGCCAGGUGCCUUACAUCACUACUGCUUUGAUGGAUGUGAAGCGUGACACGGAAGGGCGCAAGGAUUUUUUGAUUGGCUAUCAGGGCAACUUAGUGGAUUAAGCAAUUUUCCUGUUGCUGUAAAUCUGAAUUAUGUAUUGUUUUAAUUUGUUAUGCUAGAUGGAUGUGACUUGUGAAUGAAAACUUAGAAUAGUUGUAUUGUGUCGAAUGUUAAUGAUUCAGUUAAUUUGAAGGAUGCUUUAA
Molecule: messenger RNA, 805 nt
Organism: Camellia sinensis
Lineage: Eukaryota; Viridiplantae; Streptophyta; Magnoliopsida; Ericales; Theaceae
Source: RefSeq, a predicted model, not a curated record